Messenger RNA from Somion occarium, 666 nucleotides. Lineage: Eukaryota; Fungi; Basidiomycota; Agaricomycetes; Polyporales; Cerrenaceae. The record is from the annotation of a GenBank genome assembly.
ACCUGUUAAUCACGCCUUCUUGUUGAACGGUGUCUCGCCCAUGGAGACACACGUCUGUCGCAAUACUCCGAUGAUCUCUAGUCCCUCUUCUUCCAAUGUCUCCACGAGCCCCUCUGUAUCACAAGGGUUCGCAGGCAUGUUCAAGACACCCAGUUUGUUGAAGCUCGUCGGCAAGAGGGGUGUGAAGGCGGUAGGAUACUCUGGUGAGAUCUUCGAGGAUACGCCAGAGUCCCUUCCCUCUUCCACUCUAUCUUGAACGAACAUUGUACGGCGUCGUACGCUUAGAUCCUUUAUGCCUGGUGUACUUUUUUCUACUCUUCUCUAACUACUAUGGUCAUUUGUUGGCCUGUCAGAGGGCCUUUCGUUUCUUUCUUUCACGUCCCGAUGAAUUCCUCGUUUUCUAGUCACGCAUCUUUAUACCUUUCCAGCCUAUGUACUGAUGGUGCAGUGGCUGAUGGUCCCGAUCUUUCCGUUUCUUCGGGUUCGCCACCUUCUUACGUUCGUCUUUUGGUUGUGUUCGCUUGAUACCCCGUCUGCUUGAUACCUCAGAUCCGUUUCCAAACUGAUCUAUUCUCAUUUCACUCCGUAUCUACCCUAAUCGUAUUGCAUAUUUAAUGCAACCAUUCUUCAUAAGUUCAUCCCCUCUGGAUAGUGUUCCUGUGCCAU